Messenger RNA from Chrysochloris asiatica (Cape golden mole), 504 nucleotides. Its product is annotated as cellular nucleic acid-binding protein-like. Gene Ontology annotation, cellular component: cytoplasm. Lineage: Eukaryota; Metazoa; Chordata; Mammalia; Afrosoricida; Chrysochloridae. Gene Ontology annotation, biological process: positive regulation of cytoplasmic translation. The coding region runs from base 1 to 504 and encodes 167 amino acids. The record is from RefSeq and is a predicted model, not a curated record. Gene Ontology annotation, molecular function: mRNA binding; single-stranded RNA binding; zinc ion binding. The transcript has a single exon.
AUGAACAGCAAUGGGUGCUUCAAGUGUGGGCGAUCUGGUCACUGGGUCCGGGAAUGCCCUACUGGAGGAGGCCGUGGUCGUGGAAUGAGAAGCCGUGGCAGAGAUGGUUUUACCUCGGAUAGAGACAUCUGUUAUCGAUGUGGUGAGUCUGGUCAUCUUGCCAAGGACUGUGAUCUUCAGGAGGAUGCCUGCUAUAACUGCGGUAGAGGUGGUCCUAUUGCCAAGGACUGCAAGGAGCCCAAGAGAGAGCGAGAGCAGUGUUGCUACAACUGUGGCAAACCAGGCCAUCUGGCUCAUGACUGUGACCACGCUGAUAAGCAGAAGUGCUAUUCUUGUGGAGAAUUUGGACACAUUCAGAAAGACUGCACCAAAGUAAAGUGUUAUAGGUGUGGUGAAACUGGUCAUGUAGCCAUCAACUGCAGCAAGACAAGUGAAGUCAACUGCUACCGCUGUGGCAAGUCAGGGCACCUUGCACGGGAAUGCACAAUUGAGGCUACAGCUUAA